AUGGCCAGGCCAGGCGCAUAUGACGCUGCUGUCCUCGGGGUCGUUGGGGUGGUCCACGCCUCCUCCAAACCAGACAUCAACAACAAGGGCGACCCGGGCCUCGUCAUCGUCCCCGCCAUUUGCAAAUGGGGUGUCUCCGCGGCGGCUCUCUCGACCGCCCAAAGCGGACCCACCCGUCACCCACACGCUGAAGACGAGUGGAAUGACGCCGUCGUUGAGCAAGUGAAAGAACUGGGCGCGUCUGCACCGCCACCGUUGAAAUACCACGCCUCGAAGGUGGUCUCGGAACGCGCACUAUGGGCCUUCUUCGCAAAGCGGCAACCGCACUUUGACGGCGUGGCGCUGCUCGUGGCAUAUGUACUUGGCCCGCCGACCGAGUUCUCCACUACCUACGGUCAAGUCACGGCGUCGUCGUCUGCGCUCAUACCCUGGAUGACAAGGCCCAUGGGGACCGCCGCGCUGUCCGAGCCGUUCUAUCCCUAUGUUGAUUCGUAUGACGCUGCAGUCGCGGCACUCAAGACCCCCGCAGCUGGUGGGGAACGGAUUCUCCUCCAGGCGGGACCCGUGUUCGGGAAUGACUUUGCAUUGGCGGUCCAGCGCGUCCUUCACGAUCCCAGGCUUACACCUGGCAACCCUGACCCGGUGUUCCGGGCACAACUUGAGGCUACAGCGGCAACAUUCGAAACUACAAAAGCCCGCAGGAUGCUGGGACUGGCGUAUACACCCAAGGAUGCGUGUCUGGAUGCGACGGUGGAGGGUGUACGUGAUGUGUUGGCCACCGCAAAGUCUGGUGUGAGGAGGUAA
Messenger RNA from Apiotrichum porosum, 804 nucleotides. RefSeq names its product methylglyoxal reductase (NADPH-dependent) gre2. Bases 1 to 804 code for a protein of 267 amino acids. Lineage: Eukaryota; Fungi; Basidiomycota; Tremellomycetes; Trichosporonales; Trichosporonaceae. The record is from RefSeq and is a predicted model, not a curated record. The transcript has 8 exons.